UUUUCUGGAGAGAAGGGCUGAAGCAACUUGUAUUGAUUGACGCUAGAAUGUCUGCACGUGAGAAUGAAAACACAAGGCUCCCUCUUGUGUCAAAGAAAACGAAAUCAGCCAUGGCUGGUCUGCAGUUCCCUGUGGGCCGGGUCUACGGGCUCCUGAAGAGAGGCCGCUACUCUGACAGGAUCAGCCCCGGUUCUGCAGUCUACAUGGCUGCAGUGCUGGAAUACCUGACUGCAGAGAUCCUGGAGCUGGCAGGAAAUGCUGCACGGGAAAACAAGAAGGCCAGGAUCCUGCCCCGACACAUCCAGCUGGCUGUGAGAAAUGAUGAUGAGCUGAGCAAGCUCUUCUCCUGUGUGACCAUCGCUGAAGGAGGGGUGUUACCUAAUGUUCUUCCUGAGCUUGUUCCUAAGAAGACAGUGACACUUAAGCCACCCCACAAAAAUGGCCAUUCACAGGAGUUCUAGCUGUUGCCACACACCCGGCUUGUGUUGCUGUUGCUGGCUUCUUUUCCCCAGCCCAGUGCUCUGCAUAUUUUUUGGUCUAUACUUGUAUGCCUAUCUAGGUGGGUGGCUGAAAGGUGUUUAAGUUUCCCUAUCAACAUUCUUCAGAAGAAAGCAGUUGGACUGCUUUUAUGAAUAACUGUGAAAAGGACUCGACCUUAUGCCUUUCCAUGAAGUAUUUGCUGCAUCAAACAGAUGGUCUUCUUUCCACUACCUGUUGCCUUUAAGGCAGAUGGGUGGGUAGCUGGAAUCUCCUUAUUCAGUGUGUGAAAGUCUGCUUCAUCUGACAGCACCUGAGAAACUUCAUCUGGUCUUGUUCACGGUGAUGGUAAAUCUGAUGAAUUAUCUAAUACUGGAAUGAUGAAAUAGCGUUGUGCUGUAACUUCAGCGUCACCACACGUGCAUUGGGCUGAGGAUUGUGUUUGGCAUUGUCUCCUUGGUCUCUGCAUUCAGAGUGCCAUCUCAGGAGCCUUCUAUACACUGUGUAUAAAUGUUGACAGCAAUUCACCCUUAAGGAUAUGUAAAGUUGUUUUAAGAGUGAUUCUAAUAAAACUCUCCUUAGUCUCUUUGAGGCUCGUUCUAUUAGGAUCCAGAUCAAGCAAACUUACGUGAUAAAGUGCAAUCCAGAAAAUGACCUUUCCCAAGACCUUUUAAAGAUUGUGUUCUGCACCUAUGUAACUGGAAAGACUGCUUGAGCGCUAUUGGGUCUGUACUUGAGACUAUAGCACUACUGAGGACAUACCAGUAUUAAUGCUUGUUGUGCAUCAUUGUUUCAUUUAUUCUGCUUGUAGCAUAGAACAGGAAGGUCCUACUGUCCACCAGGUUCAGAUAUAUUAAUCCAUUCAGACAAAAAAGUUACUUGGAGAACUACUUCCAGACAGACCCUACCAGCUCAAUAUUUGGGAGCCUGUUUCCUGUAUUUGACAUGUAGUCAUUCAGAUGGUGUGGCUUUUUUUUUUUUUUUCUCCAAGGCAACUCAGAUUUCUCCUGGUUUUUCUUCUCCAGUGGAAAUGGGUAUAGUUUCUUCUCUGUGCAGACUGGCUAGGGGGUUUAAAUGGAGGGUGAGAAGCCUGUAACUAGGCACUGCAUGUAAAGCUGCAGUUGGGGGUCUUUAAUUGUGUUAAGCCUGCAGUAUGUCUGUAAACUGCAAAAUAUAUUCCAGAGGCAAGGCUGUGAAAAGUCAAAUGGGGGAGAGUGUAGGUAUCCAGUCAGUGCCAAUAUCACUGGCUGCUAGGAGCCAUGGAGAUGAGUGGUUUCUAGCGUGGGUAUUAGAUGAUUGUUUUGAGAGUAGCCUUAAGAUCAGCCAUUGCAUCUGCAUAAGCAUGGCAACUUUCUGUUGAAACUUAGAGGGUGAGGUUAUGCUGAAGUGCUGACCUGUGUC
Lagopus leucura (white-tailed ptarmigan) is the source of this 1878-nucleotide messenger RNA. RefSeq names its product histone H2A-beta, sperm-like. The transcript is spliced from 2 exons. Gene Ontology annotation, cellular component: nucleosome. The record is from RefSeq and is a predicted model, not a curated record. Bases 48 to 461 code for a protein of 137 amino acids. Gene Ontology annotation, molecular function: structural constituent of chromatin; protein heterodimerization activity; DNA binding. Lineage: Eukaryota; Metazoa; Chordata; Aves; Galliformes; Phasianidae.